GUUCAUUCAUUCCAAAACAGAUAUAAAACACAUGAAGCUAACACUAUUAGCCAAAAAUGCUAAGCAACUUUUUACAGAUUGUCUCCAUUUUCAUGCUGUUUCAUGGUUGUUUCAGCACCAAUGAUAUGAAUUCUGACACUUACUGUAUUUGGACGAGGUCUGUUUCAGGAGGGCGAACACAGUAUGCGUUUCUCCAAAGGACUCAGACAUCUCUUAUCUUGUAUGACAGCAUCUGGAAGCAAAAUAAUAGGCUUUUUAGUUGUGUCAAAAGCAAUGAGCAGUCUAUUAUUGACAGCUACAUGUCCAGGUGUUUGGAGGACAGCUCUUUCUCACAGCUUCUGGAUGAACGCUUUGACAUUAGUGUGCUGACUGAAGCUGAUGGCCCCUGUGAGGUUGCCGGUGUCACAGAGGAGUUUGCAGCGUCUGUACGGAGGGCCAGAGACCUGAUGAGUGUUGAACCGGAUGGAUUCGUGGAGCAGGACAGUGACGUCAGCUCCAUAAAGACACUGCAGCGCUCGAAACGAGCAUGGAUGAUUCCUGGGACUCUGUGGUGUGGCUCUGGAAAUAAAGCCACAGGAUGGACUGACCUGGGCGUCUUUGAAGAAACGGAUAAAUGCUGCAGAGAACAUGACCACUGCAAACACACCAUUCCCUCCUUCUCGUACGACCAUGGCGUCUUCAACACAAACCUCUUCACCUUAUCACACUGUGACUGUGACAACAGGUUCCGCCGCUGUCUCCUGGGUGUUAAUAAUAGCAUGUCCAACCUUGUGGGCUACGGGUUUUUCAACGUGCUAAAGAUGAGCUGCUUUGAGUUCUCUCAGCGGACGCAGUGUGCGAAGAGAACAUGGUGGGGCAGGUGUGUCAUGUCUGAACUUGCUCAAUAUGCUGUGGUCAAAGAUGCAGCAAACUACACCGACACACUCCCUGAACAAGAAAUGGAGUCCUUGGAAACGAGUUUUCAGCAAGCAAUCACCAUUGGACAGAACCAAGUCACCAAAAACAUGGAAGAAUCGCUUAUAAUUCAAUCCAAAGAUUCCAGGAACGGCACUGAAGCGCUGAGUCCAGUUUCCACAUCACCAGGGCCAUCUGUUACAACACUGCUGCCCCGGAAAUCUGAAGCUUCCGUCGUCCCAACAUACACACCGAAGACAACACUCGCCCAAAAUAAACCAGACAGCCCACAAGGCGAGUUUGAGAUGUGUAACCUCUAUAAGGACCUGGAUUCAUGCCAUCUACAGAUUCCGGCUUUACAGGAGAAAUUUGGUCUGCUGAAUCCUGACCGGAGAACCCUUUAUCACUGCAACUGUACAGCCAGGCUUGUCCAAAAGAUCGUAUCCAAAGAACUGGAUGAAACAGACCCUGUCCAUUCACUGUUGAUGGACUUUGUUUCACAAUCCUGCUUCAGUCUUCCAAAGUUUGAGGACUGUCUCAAUGGACAAAGUUGUUCAACCCAGCUCAUCCAAAACUGGAGGACAGACAUGGCGGGAGGGCGUCAUCUAGUGGACUUCAAACGCAAACUCAAGAGGAUGAACCUCAAGCGCUCCAAGAGAAAAGACUCUCCAGUCAGAUUAUAUAAGAAAUGCAUCAGGAUGCACACUAAACUGCACAGACCUCGAGUUCCUGAACGGAAACGGUCGUAAAUACCAUUCAACCUAACAAAUCAGCAAAAACAAUGUAGCAAUGCAAAUUAUGAAACAGAACUCUUAUGAAACAGAGCUUAUGCACAUUAGGGAGUCUGUUGUUUGUGUAACCUGUAAAAAAGUCUACGUUUAGCCAUAAGGAGCGUGUGCAAAAUAUAUUUAUAAUAAGAAGAACAGGGUUAUAAUAUUAUAUUUAGCCCAAAUAGGUCAGAGUGUUACAGCUAUCUCGUACGGUACCUCCAGUCACAUGCUUAAGUGCAACUUAAACCUUCAAAGCCAGCGUCAAAGUUUGUUAAAGUAAGUUGCCAUUUCCAACUCUCAAGAUCAGUGCUUGAGAAAUUAUUUUAUGCAUGCUAACAGUUAGCCCAGAGAAAGUACAAACUUUAUAUAGCAGGACAUUACAAAAUAAUUUUCAUACCUCAAAAUUUAGUGUCCCUUUUAUAUUUUUCAUCUGAGGUAAAUCUUUCCCGCUUCUUUUCUCAAUGUAGAGCGGGAUAUAAUUGCGCAUGCGCAGAAAAAACUGCCUUAAAUUUAAAGUGUUACAAUAUGUUUUAGUCUCUACUAACUUACCUAAUAUUGCACUAUAUGUGAAUACAUGCAAGUGAGUGUUGUAAAUGUAUGUAAAUUUGUAAAUAAUGUGUAAAUCUGUUUGAAUAAAAACUAAACAUCUUCA
Molecule: messenger RNA, 2316 nt
Organism: Danio rerio (zebrafish)
Lineage: Eukaryota; Metazoa; Chordata; Actinopteri; Cypriniformes; Danionidae
Gene: pla2g3
Product: phospholipase A2 group III
Biological process (GO): arachidonate secretion; phospholipid metabolic process
Cellular component (GO): extracellular region
Molecular function (GO): A2-type glycerophospholipase activity
Source: RefSeq, marked validated